UUAUCCAAAUGGGCCCAAUAGACGGCCCAAGUGAAUUCGGCCCAUAACCAAGAAGGCCCAAAUGACUCGCUCAGGUUUCGUUACUUCCUCUGCUAUAAUCUCCUCUUCUUCAACCUCCCAAGCGGAGCUUUCUGCCCCAACACUCUUUCCAAAAUGGCGGGUUUCAGGAGAAUUUGCAGUUCGUUUCUCAAACCUGUCAGUUCGAUGCAUCGGAGUUUAUCGCCGGCUCAGCUCAUCUUCCACCGGGGAGUCAAGACCAGGCUUUUUGUCAAAGAGCAAAGGAUUGUCCCUUUGUCACCGCUAAUCCUGACAAAGGUGAAGAUCCCACAUGUUGAACAGCGCAUCUGAGACUCUACGCGUAUCAACUGGAAGGCAAGCAGUGCUUGAAUUGGCAUGUCUGGUAAGCGUCAUAAGCUUGUAACUUGUGCACGGAUAAGCUUGUCAUGUUGUUAGCAUUGCAAAUUGGAUUCAAAGCCUUAUUUGAUGAAAAGUUAAGAGUUGUGUAGUUCUUAAACCGAUGCUAUGUUUCUUCUGAUUGAGAGAUAAAACAGUAUUUGUUUCGUCAUUUCAGUUAUAUUAGACUUAGCAACUGUUUCUCAGAAAUAUAUGCUGCGUGUUUUUUUUUUUAAAUUCACGAGAAAAAAAAAACAAAAGAAAUCUACUAUAACUCCGUAUAUUUUAUGUAGACUAGUAUGCUAGGGGCCUAGGGCAGAGAAAGAGCAGAAGGGAUUGAUGAGUGCCGUGUUUGAUGAGAUUCUAGAUGGCAAGCGUGCUUUGCUUGCUAUUAAUACCCUUGUUAGCUAGACAUGGAUUGAAAUUACGGCUUAACAAGAAAAUUUUGCUUUGCUUUGUUGUCCUCUUUGGGGCCUCAUCAUAAAGUCUUUUAAGGUUUUAGAUUAAAGAAUUCACAUCCUAUGCAGUUUCAUGAUGUGAUUACCUGAAGCUUUCAUUGUGACCUUGCCUUGUAACACAAUUAAAGGCUGCGUAACACGAAUCAGAGCUCGGAAUCUGGUCCCACCUCUUGACUCCUCCUUGCUCGUAUUCCUUCUUUUCUCACGGUCAUUUUGGAUCAGAUUUUGCAUGCACAUGUUAGGUAGGUCACUCCUUAAUCAGAUUUUUCUCAGUUUGAGCUUGACUAUCAGAAUCGAAAUGUUAAUCAAAUAGUGAAUGAAGCAACAGAAAAUUGAAGAGAUAAUAUACCUAACUAUCGAGGACGGACUCAGGAUUUGGGCCUAGGUGGGCAAGAUCCUAGUGGGGCCAAAUAGUAAGAUAAUUGUUCAAAGUACGAAGCGAAUAUAAGAAAUUUUAUCAAAAUUUAAAAAAUUAUAUGUAAAUUUUCUCGAGGCGUGACAUUUUUUGGGGGACACUGCCACCCAUAGACCCUCUCGGGUCCAUCUCUACUCUGUUUAAAACUUGACGAAGUCGAUCGUCAGCUUGUGCUAGUGGUAGGAGUAGUACUUGUGCUAGUGGUAGUAGUAGUGGCCUUAGUGGGGACUGGACGCUCUGUAUCUAUCUACCUUUGGCCGUAUACAACCUUAAUAAACAACAGGCCAAAGUCCAAAGCAUUAAAUCUAAUAGAUGGAUUUGUUUGACGAAACAAAUGGGAAUUUCUUUAUAUAAAUUAAUUUUUUUAGAACUAAUUAAUUGUUUAGAUAAUAUUUUUACUUAACCCAUUCUUUGUUAAGAUUUUGGUCGACUCUUUCAAGUUUCAUGGCUUAUAAAUUCCCGCCUGCUUUGGCGAAAAAUAUCCACUCACACCCUUCCCUACUAGAACAGAAAGGUUCUCAGCGGAAUGAUUCCCGGUUCUCGACCACCACCGCAGCCGCCGCCGGUCCCUUCCUGUGGCGACAGUAGUGGUGGCAGCUUCACCCUGCUCCACCCGGAUAUCAUCCGCGCCCAUAUACUCUCCCGCCUUGACGGCCCCAGCCUCGCCUCUGCUGCCUCGUCUUCUUCCCAGCUCCGAACCAUCUGCUCAGUAGAUGAGCUGUGGCGCGACAUCUGUGCAUCCACUUGGCCCUCCACCACCAACCCGAGCCUCCACGACCUCAUCUCCACCUUCCCGUUGGGGUUCCGCUCUUUCUACUCCGACUCGUACCCGAUCCUCCACUUACCAUCCAUCCCCAGCGGUCCUCUCGCUCCAUCUCUAAAGAUGCCCUCAAAGUUGAUAUCUGCUAUAGAUAUAUUCUACGCAGGUGACCUCCUCUUCUCAAAGGUGCAGGAAACUGAAACCUCAAUUCCCCGGUUCAUGUUCACCACAUUCCAGAUUGAUCUGCUCGAGCCAAAAGAGUCCAUUAAGACUCCCAUACCUUACGCGAGUCAAAGUGUCGAGAACAUGAUAAGGCACUUGGAGGAGAACUUGACCCUGAACUGGAUCCUCGUCGACCCAACCUAUAAACGAGCAGUCAAUCUACCAAGCCCCCAGCCUGUAUCAGUGUGUCGGGACUGGCUGUAUUUAGGUGUAGCGCAGCUGCAGUUUUCAUCCUUUCUUGGGGGUGACCAUGAAGAGUCCGAGUUUGUGGAGUGUCGCCCAACGCUCGUGUGCAGACGUGGGGUGGAUGGGAGGAUGGAGGUGGUGGAGGUAAGCAUGAGGAUGGAGGACAUAGAAGGGAGAGGAUUGAGCGGCAAGAGCAGUUUGGUCAUUUUAGCCGAGGCCAUGGAGGGCGAGAAGAGGAGUCUGAAGGUGAGGAGAGGUGCAGGAGGAAUAGGGAUCGCCAUGAAAGAGAGGUUUGAAGAGUUUCAGGAGAUGAAGAGGAAGAGGAGAGAGAGGCGGCGGAGGUGGGAGAGAGCCGCAGACAUGGCUUGCAUUGGCGUUGGGAUCGCCAUCGCCAUGAGUUUCUUCCUCUGGCUGCAUGGUCUGUUCAGCUGCAGCACGAGUUAAGUAAGUCGGCUUAAAGGUUCAGGCUCGGUUUGCUGUACUAGAAGUCCCAGAAGAUGUGGAUCAUAGGGCCGGGGAGGACAGAAUAACCUUGACAUGGAGAAUACCAUCGGCAUCAUCAGCCCGAGUUUCAUCGAUGCAAUUUAGAAGUUGUUUGAUGUCUAACUCAUCAUGUCGAAUAUGAUAUUGUACGAGAGAGAGAGAGAGAGAGAGAGAGAGAGAGAGAACGCGAUCCAGCCUUUACUACUUCCUUCAUAUCGUGUCUAUUCAUAUAGUGAUUGCAUUUCGUUUAAGGUAGUGACAGGUGAGGAGUCUCUAUUGUUUCCCAAUUAGCUUCAAAGCAAAAAAAAAAAAAGAAAGGGGUCUCUCUUGUUUCCCUUUCGUGGGCGAGGCACGUGAGUGGAUCGACUUGAUCAUCACGAAAUAAAUGGGAGAAACCAAUCUUUCACUUGUUAAA
This is a messenger RNA of Punica granatum (pomegranate), 3332 nucleotides long. The record is from RefSeq and is a predicted model, not a curated record. NCBI's taxonomy places the organism in Eukaryota, Viridiplantae, Streptophyta, Magnoliopsida, Myrtales, Lythraceae.